AUGACGACCUUGAAAGGUAUUUUUCCAAACCCAAAGCCGCCAAGAAAAAAAAAUUUUCUAUAUGAAAAUGUCAAAAGUUUGCGGCAAAUGGAGAAAUACAUCACUAAGGAAGAUAAAGUAGAUAAACUGAGGCCUAAAACUGGCCCGAGGAUGAGCAAUAAGUACCAACAUGUCGCACCGAGAGUCUACUCUAGUAUCCGCGGCUCCAGCGCAGUGUCAUCAAAGAGCGACAAGAGCAAAGUGAACAAGACUCUGAGUCGCAAGUUAAGCGCUCCAAGUCUCGUCAAGACUGGAGACAACAAAUCAUGUGAUUCUCUAAAUUCUAAUCUGUGCAACAGUAAUAAUAAAUUAAAAUCCAGAGAGUACAAAUCUCAAUGUAAUUUAAGUUCUAAUUUGGUGAACGGAGUCAGUAAUUUGGACAUUAAUCGGGAAAUUGAUAAAAAAGAGUCUCGUAGUCAGGGUAUUCAGACAUUAGAUGCCAAUGAUUUAGACAGUUUGUACUCCGAAGGUAUUAUUAGGUAUCCGUCAAGUAGGAGCAGAGAAACUGAAGAAGAUAAAUCACUGUUUAAAGAAGAUGUCAAUCUGAAUCUAGACUUGGGUAGAGAUCCUUCACCUGCUAGAUCCUUGAAUAGCAAACAAAUAAAUUCAACUUCGCCUUCUCCCGGAAAAGAUUUUGUUAAAAUGAACAAAGAAAAAAUAACUGUUGCUGCGAGAUUGGCUGCUCAGUUGAAUAAUGGUAUUGUACCGCCUAAUUAUCGCAAAGGAGUUGUUCCCAAGUACAUACUUGAAAGAAAAGAAGAGCAGCAAUUAAAAAUUGAGCAAGCUAAAUUAGAAGCAACUAAUUCUGAUUGUCCAGCUGGUCAUAUUCCAUUACCUGAUAAUGAACGUAAAGAAACUUUACGUUUAUUAAAAAAAAAUUAUCAGGAAUUUGUUAAUGAAUUAAACAAAAUGCCAAUACGGUCAGACACGCUGCGCUGCCAGAAGAAAAAAAUGGAGAUUGAAAAACAAUUAAACAAAUUAGAAGAAGGAAUUAAAAUAUUCUCGCGUCCUAAAGUAUUUGUUAAAACAGACGCUUAA
Molecule: messenger RNA, 1077 nt
Organism: Cotesia congregata
Lineage: Eukaryota; Metazoa; Arthropoda; Insecta; Hymenoptera; Braconidae
Source: the annotation of a GenBank genome assembly